Carlito syrichta (Philippine tarsier) is the source of this 750-nucleotide messenger RNA. RefSeq names its product serine/threonine-protein kinase RIO1-like. Bases 160 to 750 code for a protein of 196 amino acids. The record is from RefSeq and is a predicted model, not a curated record. Lineage: Eukaryota; Metazoa; Chordata; Mammalia; Primates; Tarsiidae. Gene Ontology annotation, cellular component: cytosol; preribosome, small subunit precursor. The transcript has 6 exons. Gene Ontology annotation, biological process: maturation of SSU-rRNA.
CUGUAGCACGUGGCUGGCGCCGUGAGAUUCUGAGCGGUUUGCAAGGCGGGGAUCAGCGCAGAGGCCGUGGGAUCGCCGCGGGUGGGUCCGUCUCUGUGUCGCUCCUGUCCCCGCGCAGAGCAGACGGCCCCUGGUGGCGCUGGAGAUCGUGUUUCUCUCAUGGACUACCGGCGGCUGCUGAUGAGCCGGGUGGUCCCCGGGCAGUUUGACGAUGCGGAUUCCUCCGACAGUGAAAACAAAGACUUGAGUACAAUUAAAGAGGAAGAUGACAUCCUGUUUGAAGACCUUCAAGAUAAUAUGAAUGAGAAGAAGGGUGAAGAUGAGAUGGAGGAAGAGGAGGAUUAUGAUGAUGAUGAUGAUUGGGACUGGGAUGAAGGAGUUGGAAAACUCACCAAGGGUUAUACCUGGACUGGAGGAAGUAACCCACAGGUGAAUCGACAGACUUCCAACUGCAGUUCGGCUAAAAUGUCUACGCCAGUGGACAAGGUCUUACGGAAAUUUGAGAAUAAAAUCAAUCUAGAUAAACUGAAUGUUACUGAUUCUGUCAUAAAUAAGGUCACUGAAAAGAAUAGACAAAAGGAAGCAGAUAUGUAUCGCAUCAAAGAUAAGGCAGACCGAGCCACUGUAGAACAGGUGUUGGAUCCCAGAACACGAAUGAUUUUGUUCAAGAUGUUGACUAGAGGAAUCAUAUCAGAGAUAAAUGGCUGCAUUAGUACAGGAAAAGAAGUGAGCUUUUCUUUGGAUGACUGA